Molecule: messenger RNA, 1357 nt
Organism: Temnothorax curvispinosus
Lineage: Eukaryota; Metazoa; Arthropoda; Insecta; Hymenoptera; Formicidae
Exons: 4
Coding region: 402-1280 (292 amino acids)
Biological process (GO): regulation of transcription by RNA polymerase II
Cellular component (GO): nucleus; transcription regulator complex
Source: RefSeq, a predicted model, not a curated record
UAAUUGUUUAACUGUUGAAAGUAAAGUGAUUAAGAUUUUUAUUAAGUCUAUUGUGAAGUAAUGAUCCAUCUUUGUGCUUAUAUAUUUGGUUAAGUAAAGGGCUGCGCAUAAUGAAGGGAAUAGGGAGAGGGAACAGUAUAAUAUUAACAUAUGCAUUGUGCACAUGGCAUACAAAAUAUAGAAUAAAAUUUCAUCACUGUUCCUUAGCGCUAUUCCUCUGUUCGUCUAUUCUGUUUUAAUAAAUUACAUAUGUUAAUAAAUUUCAUUAAUAAAUUUUAUUAAUUUAAUAUUGAACUCUCUGUUCCCUAUUUCCUGUUCCCCCUAUUCCUUUCAUUGUGCACAGCUCCUAACAAGCAAUAGUAAUUUUAGGUUGCUAUUCAAGAAAGUUACAUAAGAUCAUCAUGUCAGAUCAUGAUAAUUAUUGUAAUAAUUUUACAUAUAAAGUCAGUAUUACUGCUCCUGAUAUUGAAGAUUUUUCUGAUGAUCACACCCAAGAUAUCGGAGGUUUUUCUAAUGAUUCGGAAAGUAUUAUUAGUGCAGAAAAAAGUGGCGAUGGAUUUCUUAUAAAAUUAUAUAGAGAACGAUCAUUUUUGUAUGACAAAAGAAAUCCUACUUUUAAGGAUAAAUUAAUGAAACAAAAUGCUUGGAACGAAAUCUCUAAGACAAUGAUUGAAACAAAUUGCGGUGAUUUUUACACACCUGAUUACUGCCGAAGAAGGUGCACUUCAUUAAGAGAGCAAUACAAUCGUGAAAAAAAAAGAAUAGAAAAUCAGUCUAAAAGUGGAAAUGCUGCUCCAAAUUUAACUUCUCGUCAAUUUCCAUUAUAUACUCAAUUGAAAUUCUUGGACCAAGUCAUCAAAAGACGAAAAACGUAUAGUUAUAUAACCAAAUAUCAAUCAGAUGAAACUUUAGUUAACGAAAGUUCAUCAGAAAUAAAAAAUGUUUCAGACAACGUUAACACUUUUUUUUCACGUAAUAAAGAAACUCAAAGUACAAAGCACAAGGAAAUUAUUGAUAUUGAACGUACUUAUGACAAAGAUAUAAUACAUUCUCCAAGACUAAAAAGAAGAAAACUGAAUGAAACUAAAGAGUUGGAACGACCUUUUUUUAAUACAAGCAACAGAAUUAUGAGUUAUAUGAAAACUUCAAAAACAUCUAAAGCAGAUGAUGCAUUUAUGGAAUUUAUAAAAGUACAGUUCAAUAGUAUCCCAGAACAUGAAAAAAAUAUUAGAAGAAAAAUGAUGAUGGAUGCUUUAUCUACACCAUUACCAAAAAUGUAAUUUUUUGUACCGUAAUUUAUCGAUGUUGUUUAAUGCUUUUAAGUGUAUUAUAUUAAUAAUUAUUAUUUCGUUGUUAA